AUGCCUAGAAUGAAUUCACAUAGUGCAGAUUCCUCAAAGGAUGAAAGAAACGAGGCAUCAGUUGAUAAUGUGCGUCAACCUGAAAGAAAGGAUUCACUUUUAGCCAGAAUGUUGUCAUCUCGUAGAUCUGCAAACGCAUUGGAUUCACCCAAGCCAGACAUUGAGGACUCCAGAGAUAGAGAGCCGUCCCUCCCACCUCUCCCGGCUCUUUCUUUGACAGGCUAUAAGAGAAACACAAAGCACAGGUUGAUGAAUGACGAAUUAGCUGAGAAUAUUAGAGGACUUCUUCCUGCCAGGCUUCAAUUAUUUGAAGACUGGGAGCUCGUGUACUCACUUGAGCAACAUGGGGUUUCAUUAAAUACAUUAUACCAGAAUUGUGAUCUUGAGACACAGCUUAGAAGACACAACAAGGACAAGCAGGGAGAAGGAGGAUUUGCUGAGUCCGUUGUUAGAUCAAUUUUAGAUGAACCCUCAAAAUCUUUUACCCCAAAGAGACCACAUGGGUAUGUUAUGAUCAUUAAGGAUGAUAAACAUUCAAUAUUUGGAUGUUAUGUCAAUCAAAGUUUUAAACCGACAGAUCAGAAAAGAUACUACGGUAAUGGCGAAUGCUUUUUAUGGAAAUGUGAGAAGACAGGCUCAAAGGAAAAAGGAAGUCGGUUUAAGGCUUUCGUCUAUACGGGCAUUAAUGACAACAUUAUAUAUUCCAAUCAUGACUUUAUUGCCAUUGGUUCUUCUCAUGGACAAAAUGGAUUAUGGAUAGACAAAUCGCUUUAUAAUGGUGUUAGUUAUCCCUGCGAGACAUUUGGGAAUGAGGUUUUGAAUAGCCUGGAUCCAAAUACAAGCUUCGGUAAGUUUAAAAUAAUAGGACUUGAAGUAUGGAGAAUAGGAUUAUUAGAGUAG
Molecule: messenger RNA, 900 nt
Organism: Priceomyces carsonii
Lineage: Eukaryota; Fungi; Ascomycota; Pichiomycetes; Serinales; Debaryomycetaceae
Gene: OXR1
Product: Oxr1p
Exons: 1
Coding region: 1-900 (299 amino acids)
Biological process (GO): response to oxidative stress
Cellular component (GO): nucleus
Source: RefSeq, a predicted model, not a curated record